UUUUAAGAAGUGAUUAUUCAGCCAUUUUCAAAUUCCUGAAAUUGUUAUGUAUGUAGACCAUGGAGACCAGUGCGACGGGCAGGAAGCCACGUACUGCUUGAACGGAGGGACGUGCUAUAAAAUACUCUCCAUGGACACGCUCUCUUGCGUAUGCAAUGAAAGUUACAAAGGCAGCCGGUGUGAGCAGUUCCAACUCUUCAGCGCCACCAGCAACGCAACAGAAGCAGGGUUGAUUGCAGCCCUGGUCAUCGUUGCUCUCCUAAUCUUAGCGUUGCUGGCAGUCGUCAUCUACUUCAUGCGCAGGGUGUUGAAAACCAGACAACAGAGCCAACAGAACAAUCCGACAGCGUACUGGAGAGUAAAACCCAGAGUAUGAUCUUCUGAUUUACAUGCGUUUCUCUUUUCGCGGAGUUAUGGCUGCAGACAGCAGCCACUAAACAGCUGUAACGUAAGGGGCAACUCCUCGCACUCAAUUAACGACCACUAAAAGUUAUUAUUUCCACUGCAGAGAACGAACUCUCUUUUUGUUAUUGUGCGUGUAAUUCUUGUGUGUCAUUGAGAAAACCAAAAUCAGUGUGGAAACUAAGCUAAGAAUAAGAAACCGUUUUAAUAACACUAAGCCGAGCUUUCUGUUCUCAGAUGGACUCAAACAUAAACUCUACUCACACUAAGACAGUGAGCAGUUGCCCAGAACGAUCCCAUCACAGCAUGUUUGGCAGCUGCCGUUUGCAGCGUUGUUGCUCAAUACUGGAUCAGUUGUACAUAACGUUGUCCCCAUUAGUCGCUGAGACACAAAAACAUGGGAAAAACAGGGUCACGGUUGAAAAAUACCAAGUUUAUCCUGUCAAGUCAAGAGCCGACGAACACCUCAUGAGAUUUUUUUGAGUCCACAACCUUUGGUUUAAAAAGAUGGAACUGGUGUCACUCACAUCACAUUUCAAUCUGUGCUUUAGCUGAUAUGUACGAAGCAUGGUUGUAAUAUCGGAAAUAUUAUUCUCAAUAUUGAGUUAUGAAAUAAUCCUUGUGUCAAUUGAUGAAUAUGCUCAAUAUCCUAUUAAAUAUUUAAUAAGGUUUGUGAUAAUAUAUCCAACGAACCCCACUGACUGAUUUUCUGGUGACGGUGACACACACACACACACACACACACACACACACACACACACACACACACACACACACACACACACACAGGUCACUGUCCUUCCUCUAGUCAUGAUCACUUUAUUCUUUAUUCUUUAUUCUAUUCUUCAUCGUAUCCUAAAUUGUAUCUUAAGCCAAAACCACAUGAAGCAGCCACGAAUGGACAGGAUGACUUCACUCUGUGUGUCUGUAUGUAUAUAUAUAUAUAUAUAUAUUAUAUCACCAGCCUGAUUAAUCUAAAAACAGGAGAUCCCAGCAGAUUCCUGAUGAAAAUGGAUACAUCAAAUCUGCUUUGAUGCAGCGAGGAGGAGGGGUAGUUAAACCCGUUGGACUGCAUAGCCGAGGUUUGUGGGUCUCUUCCUUUUGGAACACGUGCCCCCACCAAUGUGUAAACUAAAUGUGAAUUACCAACCAACAAUCUACGGUUGGAUCAAAAUCGUUGAGGCAUGAAGUGGGCUCAGCAGUGGAUACUACAGUACUGGUUCAUCACAGAGGGGCUUUUCCAAAGCACGUCAUGUUGCUACGACCCAAAAAGUCACUUCAUGAGGUGUAGAGACCUUUAAAAAGGUUUAUUGUGCAGCUUUAAAAAAA
Messenger RNA from Gasterosteus aculeatus aculeatus (three-spined stickleback), 1731 nucleotides. RefSeq names its product pro-neuregulin-4, membrane-bound isoform-like. Lineage: Eukaryota; Metazoa; Chordata; Actinopteri; Perciformes; Gasterosteidae. Gene Ontology annotation, biological process: positive regulation of mitotic nuclear division; positive regulation of cell population proliferation; epidermal growth factor receptor signaling pathway. Gene Ontology annotation, molecular function: epidermal growth factor receptor binding; growth factor activity. The record is from RefSeq and is a predicted model, not a curated record.